Molecule: messenger RNA, 888 nt
Organism: Cokeromyces recurvatus
Lineage: Eukaryota; Fungi; Mucoromycota; Mucoromycetes; Mucorales; Mucoraceae
Exons: 5
Source: RefSeq, a predicted model, not a curated record
AUGCUUAAUCUGAAUAAAUGGUUAUUUCCAUUACUAAUAUUACCGUCUUUAGUAUAUAGUAUAGAACAUAAUAUAACUCUAUUAACGAGUAGCCAUUCUAACUUUGAUAUAUUCAAAAAACAAGACGAUUGUCCACCAUGUUUUAAUUGUUUAUUACCUGGUUUCGAAUGUCUUCAUUUUGCUAAUUGUUCAGAAUACGAUGGCAAAUGUAACUGUCCUCCUGGUUUUGGUGGUGAUGACUGUAAACAACCCUUAUGUGGAUCGUUACCGGAUGGUCAUAAUCGUACUCCAAGGGAAAACGAUCAUUGUGAAUGUCCAGAAGGCUGGGAAGGCAUCAAUUGCAAUGUUUGCAAGACGGAUUCUGUAUGCGACUCACUUGUACCAACUGGACAAAAUGGUACUUGUUAUAAAAAUGGAAUUACUGUCUUUGAAAAUUACCAAAUGUGCAAUGUUACAAAUCGAAAAAUUCUUGAUCAGUUAAAGAAGCAAAUUCCACAAGUAACUUUCUCAUGUAAUAGAAAUCAUGCUACUUGUGAUUUUCAAUUCUGGGUUGAUGAAAUUGAAUCAUUUUAUUGUCAUCUCAAUACAUGCGCAUUCGACAAACAAUACGAUUAUUAUGGCCAAAAUUCAACUCACUAUAACUGUAAGAAUAUUGAAUGUAGAUGUAUCAAGGAUGAAAUGUUAUGCGGUAAAGAUGGUUCAAUUGAUUUGACCGACUUCUUAUUGGAUGAAAUUAAGGGUCCUGCUUCCUUUGAUUGUGUAGGAGGCUCACAAUGUAGCUUCAACGAGCCUGCUAUGAAUGACCUUAUUUCAGCCGUCUUUGGUGAUGAUGCCAUCUUCUUGGAUUGUCAUGGUGGUGAAUGUUUACAUUAUACAAUGGUCCCAGGC